This is a messenger RNA of Perkinsus marinus ATCC 50983, 868 nucleotides long. RefSeq lists its product as hypothetical. The annotation marks the transcript as partial. NCBI's taxonomy places the organism in Eukaryota, Perkinsozoa, Perkinsida, Perkinsidae. The transcript has a single exon. The record is from RefSeq and is a predicted model, not a curated record.
AUGGCACAAUCAUCUCAAGCCAACACGAAUGCCAUACCUGGUGUUCCCACGGCAGGUGAACAGGCUAACACCUAUCACUCCACCGGUGCUGUUGUUACCACUUCACAACAGCAAUCGGUCUCCCAAGUGAGCUCGUCUAUCGGUGGCCCUUCCAACUACGACAUCCAGCACAAUCCCACGGCCGUAUGCUCAACCUUCGGGGGGUAUCAAAAUUAUACAUGCCCUCCCCGUAUUCGUCCGUUGCAGAUUAAGACUGAUGUCACGAAGCGCCCUAUCGAUCAGGCUAUUAAGCAGGUUCGUGUCUUUAUCGGUCAUCCUGUACAUGACCGCCUCAAGUUCGACCCUAACCACAGUGGUGCCUAUGCUAGAUGGCGUGUUGCCUUUGCUGAUGCGAUCGAGCGCGUGCCAUGCUCUCGACAAGUUGCUACGGAGGCAGUUCUGGCAUGUCUACCAGAGCCUGUCAAAGGCACUGUCGAACGAAGUGUUCACCCAAGUGACAUCGAGAAGUUUGGUCACGUCAUCAUCAUCUAUGCCUUGGACCAUACCUAUCUGACGAAGCUCGAGUUGCGUAGUGUCUCCGCUGCGUGGGAGAGAAUCUGCCAACAACCCAAUGAGUCUGUCCGCCAAUAUGCUACGAGGUUUGAGCACUGUGCACAUGUAUACACAGCUCUCUACUAUACUCAUGGUCUUUCUGCCCGUGACAUUACCACCAAAUUCUCUGAUGGUCUCCGUGGUGCCCGUGAAGUUCUGGGAAGAUGUCUAAUUGAUCCCCAAUGCCAGCUUGGCUAUGAAGCUUACAAGCUUGCACUCUUCGCCUUUCUCGACAACGGCACACCCCUGCCCGAUGAUCUAACGGCAAUGACGCCCG